UGUUCCCCCAAGUGGAGCCUCUUAAAAGGAGACAGCGAGAGGCAGUGGGAGGAGAGAGAGAGGUGGGGAGAAGGAGAGAAAACGGUGUGGUUGUGGAAAAGGCAGCAACGUGAGCGAAUGUUUGCAAGUGAAAAGGAAAGACAGUGGACACAGAAGGGAAAAUAAAGGGAGAGCGCGAGAUGCUGACAGAUUCCUGAUAGAUGUGCAAAAUGGCGCAAGCAUGUUCGACCUCCGCGAGCCACCAAUUGUUGUAGCUUGGAUCAUGAAGAGCUAGCUAACUGCUUGCCACCUUUUGCCUUGCUUUGUUUUUCCAAGCCUCGUAUUAUUUUAAGUGCUUAAAUGGCUACCAGAAAGCGCUGCUGGGUUUCAUGCUUACUUGGAUUACUCUUGAGUGCUUUAGUCGGUGUAACUUUAGGGGCAGAGCUAUCCUUCACUUUGGAGCCCAGUGACAUCAUCGCCGUCCAGGAGCAGCCCCUCAUGCUCCACUGUCAGGUGGAUGGCAUCCCACCGAUCACCACGCAGUGGAGGAGGAAUGGCAUGCUCCUGUUGGAGGACCAGGACUAUGCCAUGUUUGCAAAUGGCUCUCUCCUGAUUGGUCGGUUUCAGAGGACCAAGUUGGAUGGCUCUUCUGACGAGGGGGACUAUGAGUGCGUGGCUCAGAACUCCUUUGGGCUGGUGGUGAGCCGCAAGGCCCGGGUGCAGGCCGCAACGAUGGCGGAGUUCCACGUGCAGCCGCAGUCGGUGCGAGCGGAGGAGUCGGGGGUGUGCCGCUUCCAGUGCCAGAUCCACGGCCUGCCAGAGCCUAUCAUCAGCUGGGAGAAGGAUGGGCAGGAGGUGGACACAGAGGACGAGAGGUACACCCUCCUGCCCACGGGCGUCCUGCAGAUCACGGGCCUGCGCUCGGAGGACGGCGGCGUGUUCCGCUGCGUGGCGCACAACAGCGCCGGGGUCAAGCGCAGCGCCGGGGCCAGCCUCGCCGUCUCAGGCUCUCAGUCUUCUGUUUACAAGGAACCCAUGAUCCUUGUGGGCCCUGAAAACCUCACUCUCACCGUUCAUCAGACCGCCAUUUUGGAAUGCGUUGCCACAGGAUACCCGCGCCCAAUCGUGUCCUGGAGCAGACUGGAUGGGCGUCCGAUUGGUGUGGAGGGGAUCCAGGUGCUGGGCACGGGGAACUUGAUGAUUUCCGACGUCAGGGUGCAGCACUCAGGGGUCUACGUCUGCGCAGCCAACAAGCCGGGGACCCGAGUGCGCAGAACUGCGCAGGGGCGACUGGUGGUCCAAGCCCCAGCAGAGUUUGUCCAGCCUCCCCAGUCCAUCGCCCGUCCGGCGGGCACCACUGCAGUCUUCACCUGCCUGGCCCAGGGCGAGCCCGUGCCGCAGCUCACCUGGCUGAAGAACGGGCAGAUCCUGGAGCCGGGCGGUCAUGUCAAGCUGAGGAACAACAACAGCACGCUGACCAUCUACGGGAUCAGCCCGGAGGACGAGGCCAUCUACCAGUGCAUUGCCGAAAACAGCGCCGGCUCCAUCCAGGCUAGCGCCCGGCUGACGGUGCUGUGGGCCGACGGCCUCCCGGGGUCCCCGGGCUCGGUCCGAGCUGACCCCCUCUCCCCCACCGCCAUCCAGGUCUCCUGGAAGGAGCCCGUCCAGAACACACAGGACAUCAUUGGAUAUGUCCUCCACAUCCGCAAAACUGCAGACCCCAUCGAGAUGGAGUACCAGGAGGCUGUCAGCAAGAGCACUCUGCAGCAAGUGGUGAAUGACCUGGAGCCCUCCACCAGCUACACCUUCUACGUGAAGGCCUACACCUCGCGGGGCGCCAGCAAGCCCUCGGACCACGUGGUGGAGAGCACGCCGGGGGAGGUGCCGGCCCCCCCAACCCUUUUCACUAAGGUGGUGAACUCCACCACGGUGCUGGCCAUAUGGGAACCUUCUGGAAAGAUGGGCCAGCACGAGGGAUUCAGGCUGUACUAUCGUAAGGUCCACUCAUCCCCUUUCACAGGACCACUGACUUUUGCUCGCAACAUCACCCAGUACAACAUCACGCAGCUGGACCCAUCGCUGGUGUAUGAGGUGAAGGUGCUGGCUUUCAACCAGCACGGCGACGGCAAUGCCACAAUGCGCUUCAUCUCGCUGAAGGAGGCCAUGGAGAGAUCUGGUGAUUGUCCCCUCACCGGUACACAAUGUGUGCUGAACACACCCUGUGACUGCGUGAAGGACGAGCAAAGCAAGACCUCCACCACUGGCAUCAUCAUCGGGAUCCACAUCGGCGUCACCUGCAUCGUGUUCUGCGUGCUCUUCCUCAUGUUCGGCUACAGGGGGAGGUUGAUGAUGUGCAAGGCGGUACGAGACAGGCUGGCCACGCCUCCAGCAGGACGCAGCGCACCCCUGGAGCCGUCCCAGGGCGCAGUGCCCCUGAACGGGGUCAGCAGGGCGGGUGGGGAGGGCAACGGGGGCAUCGCCGGAAAGAGCAGGGGAGAAACCAAGGAGCUGGAGAGACUGUUUCCAGGACGACACGCAGGGCUUACGGUGGAAGGCGUGGCCUCCUGCCCGCUGGACGAGACACAGAUGUCCACUUUGCCCUUGGAUGACUUCAGCCUGGUGGAGGAGGGGGAGACACAGUUCCAGGAGCUGCCAGCAGAGGGCAGGGGUAUGAGCGGGCAGCAGGGAGAAGGGUGAUCGUCAAAGCCCAUGACGUUCAUGCACCUCACACGCAGUGUCCCUGCUAUGACUGUUCUCGUUCUCAGGUCAAUUUAAGUAAUUCUUUUCAAUUCUUUUUUUUGUGCAACAAUUUAUUAGCAGUAAAAGAAACACCCUUUGGGGCAAAAAAAAAAUUCUAAAGUCAUUCAAGGAAACAUCCCACCCCUUGGAUUAGGAACGGUUUUAUGCCAGACAGCUACACUUAGUCUUGACUAGUGGGAAAAGAGAUUUUUCUUUCAUCCUUAUUUUGUUUUGUUUGACCGGCUGCCAGCAGCACAAACAGUAUGGCCCUGGAGUGUCUUUGCUUUCUGAAGAAAACGGAAAAAAACCUUCCAUAUUUGCAUUUGGAUUGGUCCUCUUACAAUUUGUUCUGUUUUCAUUUUUCAAGACAAAUCAACCCCUCCUGCCUACUUUCAGCCAAUCGGUGAUUCCAUAAACCCAGCUGUGAAAGACGACUAAGGCCUUCUUCCAGGGAUUUGAUACAGUAUAUUCUGUCUCAGGACUUUUUUUCUGUGCUAUCGGUGGUUUUGUUUGGUUCUCGGCCUACACGCAGGCUGAUUAUAGACCUGGACAUCAGCCCAAGGAUACACAACACAGACCUACCUCAGCCGGAAUGAAUGUGUUGAGGGAAGCAUUCUUGACCCUGCGUCUUCCCUUGUCUUCAGUUACUUUACACGUAGAGCGAUUGGUCGGAAAAAAAAAACAAAAACAGAUUCCGCACUACCUCAGAUGUUACGUACCUUCACUCUCCUGCUAAUUGAAGCGAAUUAAAAAAAAAAAAAAAAAAUCCAACGUAAAGCACUUCCAAACACUGAAGUAUAUAUUCUACCUCAAGAUGAUUAUGAUGAUGAUGCUGAUGCUGAUGUUUUUGCUGUUUGUUGUCGUUGUUGUUGUUGUUGUUAUUGUCGUUGUUGUUGUUAUUCUUUUCCAGUGAAACUUUUCCGUUUUGUCGUGAGAUCCUGGCUUCACCCCAGUGAAUCUGUGAAAGUGUCAGUACCUCAUGCAAGUGUGACAGAUGUUGUUUGAUUUCUGCUUGUAGAACUCCAUAUUUACACACUUUCCUGUGUACCCCCCCCCCCCCCCACCUCAUACAGAGUGAUUGUUCAUUUUAUAUCCUUUUUAGAUUUUUAUUUUUAUUUUUACGUAGACUGUUAAUGGUGCACUGCACUUACAACUUCAGGAAAAAUACAGCUAUGAACAGGAUUUCAACUCUUUACAAAUGUGCAUAUCUGCAUGUGUGUAGAUGUAUGUAUGUGUGUAUAUAUGAAUAUGGUUACUAUGCAUACCUUGUAUGCAUAAUAAUUGCAUAUGUGUGUGUGUGUUGGUAUGUAUGCGUGUGUGUGUGUUGUGUGUGCAUGCACACACACAUGUUAGCCACAUUUACACAUUAAAGCAGAUAAAUAUAUCAAAAUGUCAGUGUGGACAUUGACAGGAAUGAAUGUUAUUGCAGUUCUCAAAAUAAAUUGCUCUCUGAACUGG
Messenger RNA from Anguilla anguilla (European eel), 4176 nucleotides. RefSeq names its product immunoglobulin superfamily DCC subclass member 3-like. NCBI's taxonomy places the organism in Eukaryota, Metazoa, Chordata, Actinopteri, Anguilliformes, Anguillidae. The transcript is spliced from 14 exons. Gene Ontology annotation, biological process: cell-cell adhesion; axon guidance. Gene Ontology annotation, molecular function: protein binding. Gene Ontology annotation, cellular component: plasma membrane; axon. The record is from RefSeq and is a predicted model, not a curated record. The coding region runs from base 340 to 2676 and encodes 778 amino acids.